Molecule: messenger RNA, 2004 nt
Organism: Euleptes europaea (tarantolino)
Lineage: Eukaryota; Metazoa; Chordata; Lepidosauria; Squamata; Sphaerodactylidae
Gene: CTTNBP2NL
Product: CTTNBP2 N-terminal like
Exons: 4
Coding region: 17-1918 (633 amino acids)
Source: RefSeq, a predicted model, not a curated record
UUUUCAGGUGUUCAAGAUGAAUCUGGAAAAGCUCAGCAAACCUGAACUACUGACUCUAUUUAGCAUUCUCGAAGGGGAACUAGAAGCCCGAGAUCUUGUCAUAGAAGCCUUAAAGGCCCAACACAGAGAUGCUUUCAUUGAAGAACGUUAUGGAAAAUACAAUAUAAGCGACCCACUGAUGGCACUUCAGAGGGAUUUUGAGGCAAUGAAGGAGGAGAAUCAUGGUGAUAAGCAACCCGUUUGUGCCAAUCCCUUGUCCGUCCUAAAGGUAGUGAUGAAACAUUGCAAGAAUAUGCAGGAGAAAAUGUUGUCCCAAUUAGCUGCGGCGGAAAGCAGGCACAGAAAGGUGAUCUUGGAUCUUGAAGAAGAGAGACAGCGGCACGCCCAAGACACUGCUGAAGGGGAUGAUGUCACCUAUAUGCUGGAAAAAGAGCGAGAGCGACUCACACAGCAGCUGGAGUUUGAGAAGUCCCAGGUGAAGAAGUUUGAGAGGGAGCAAAAGAAGCUGUCCAGUCAGCUGGAGGAGGAACGAGCACAACACAAGCAGCUUUCCUCCAUGCUUGUGCUGGAGUGCAAGAAAGCCACAACCAAAGCUGCAGAGGAAGGGAAGCAGGUUGAGGAAAUUAGCUUGAAGCUGGAGAAAGAAAGAAGCAAAGUGAGCCAACUGGAGGAGGAGCUGGCAGCUAAGAAGAAGAGGGGCUUGCAGAUGGAGGCACAAGUAGAGAAGCAGCUAUCUGAGUUUGAUAUCGAAAGAGAACAGUUGAGGGCCAAGCUGAACCGGGAAGAGAACCGCACUAAGGCUCUGAAGGAAGAAGUAGAGAAUCUGAAGAAAACCCUGAAGGAGCUAGAGGCGGCUCAGAAAGAAGGCAGGAAUCAAGCCGAGAGCGCACCAUCCCAUAUCUCAGUGGCAUCUGUAGCAACGGCCACAGAAUGUUCUUCAGUGAGGUCAGUCGCUUGCCAGACAGAAAGCCCCUCGGCAGAGAAUGCCAGCCAGGGAAGUUCAGGCAAAUUGGCGCACUUGUUAACUCCCCCCUCUGCCACAUCUGCCCACCCGUAUGCCAAGAUAAAUGGGCAUUGCGAUGCUAUGCAAACAAGUGGGGAGCCAGCUGAGCUCAGCAUUGAGAGCCUGCAAAGGGCGAAGGCUGCAGGGCCAGCUGCUGAGAAUGCUGCAGAAAACAGUAGCUCCCCUGUAAGGACUGAACUGCUUGCCUCUGGUAUCCCACCACUCCCUUCCAGUGGGAUAUCCUUAUCCCCCAGCAACACGGGCUCUUCAUCUUUGACUUCCUCCCCUUGCUCCUCACCAGUUCUGACCAAACGUUUGAUUGGAGCUUCAGCCAGCAGUCCCGGCUACCAAUCUUCCUACCAAGUCGGCAUUAACCAGCGCUUCCACGCUGCUCGUCACAAGUUCCAGUCCCAAGCAGAACAGGAACACCAGUCAAGUGGUCUCCAGAGCCCUCCGUCCAGGGAUCUGUCCCCCACCCUUGUUGAUAAUUCCGCUGCUAAGCAGCUGGCCCGCAAUACGGUCACUCAGGUCCUCUCAAGGUUCACCAGUCAGCAAGGCCCUAUAAAGCCAGUCUCUCCUAACAGCUCGCCUUUCGGCACAGACUACCGAAACCUGGCCAGUGCCAUGAGCCCCAAGAACGAGUCAAGCCCAGGCAAGGUCUCAAGCCCGCUAAGCCCGUUAUCACCGGGGAUUAAAUCGCCAACCAUACCCAGGGCAGAAAGAGGGAAUCCUCCACCGAUACCCCCAAAGAAACCUGGACUGGCUCCUUCUCCAGCCACUCCCACCCCACCGAUUAAAACUCCUUCUCUGGCGUCCUCUCUGGGGUCACCUGUGGACUUGGCAAGCAGUUGCUCAAGCAAUGCUGUGGUAGCCAAUGGGAAAGAAAUUGAGAUCUUGUUGCCAACCAGCAGCUAGUCUCUGGAAACUUCACAUUCCAUAUGAUUUGCCAUUCCUAACGCUGUCUUAUCCGCUUCAUGUUAUUUAUUUGGAUAAUAACAAAA